This is a messenger RNA of Zootoca vivipara (common lizard), 5781 nucleotides long. RefSeq names its product helicase like transcription factor (gene HLTF). The record is from RefSeq and is a predicted model, not a curated record. Gene Ontology annotation, biological process: DNA repair. Gene Ontology annotation, cellular component: nucleus. Gene Ontology annotation, molecular function: ATP binding; zinc ion binding; nucleic acid binding. NCBI's taxonomy places the organism in Eukaryota, Metazoa, Chordata, Lepidosauria, Squamata, Lacertidae.
CUGAGGCGGCUGUGCAGGUCCUCACCCGGCGACGUUCGCGUGGCGGGCUUUUUCGGUCCUUUCGCUUUUGCGGGGCGUUGCCAGAGCGGGUUUUAGGAGUCCGGCGGCCGCGCGAUGGCUUGGAGGUUCAUGAGCAAUUUUGAUUGGGAAUUGGAUCCUGAUAUAUAUGGAGAUAGGCAUUACAAUGCUUUUACUCGAGAAUUUUAUCCCAGCCUAGAAGACCUUGUGGGAUCAGAUGCUACUAUGGUGACUGAAGAAGAUACGGAUUCAGCUAUCUUAUUUGGAACUCUGAGAGGCAAUGUGGUUGGAUUGCAGUAUUAUACAGGAGUGGUCAAUAAUAAUGAAAUGGUUGCACUCCAGAGAGAGCCUAACAAUAAAUAUGACAAGAAUGCUGUAAAAGUAAAUAAUGUGAAUGGAGACCAGGUAGGCCACAUCAAAAAAGAGCUGGCAGCAUCAUUGGCAUACAUCAUGGACAACAAGUUGGCAGUGGUGGAGGGGGUUGUUCCUUCUGGUGCAAAGAAUAUGUUCACUAUGCCAGUACAGUUGAGUUUUUGGGGUAAAGCAGAAAAUAAGCAAGCGGUUCUUGAUCGACUAAAAAUGCAGGGCUUUCAAUUAGCUCCUCCAGGAAAAAAAUUUAGCGUUGGGACUAGCAAGACAUAUGGCAAAGCUGGAAGAAGUUACAGUGCUCCGGUCCAUGCUGCUGUACAAAUGACAACUGAACAGCUCAAGACUGAAUUUGACAAACUUUUUGAAGAUCUGAAGGAAGAUGAUAAAACGCGUGAAGUAGAAGCAGCAAAGGCUGUUGUAACUCCAUUACUUCCACAUCAGAAGCAGGCUUUGGCUUGGAUGAUUUCACGCGAGAACAACAAGGAGUUGCCUCCAUUUUGGGAAGAGAGGGAAAACUACUUCUACAAUACAAUUACCAACUUUGCUGAAAAAACGCGGCCAGAAAAUGUUCUUGGAGGAAUAUUGGCAGAUGACAUGGGCUUGGGUAAAACACUUACUACGAUAGCUGUGAUACUUAGCAACUUCCAUGGUGGCAAACCUCUUCCUGUUAAAAAGAAAAGUGAUCAACUGAAGAUAUUUCCCAUUAAGAAAUGUGUUCCUGCUGUGAAAAAUGACCAAGAAGCACCCAGUAUUGGCCUGCAGCUGAAUGCUUCUGAUACAAAGGAGAGUGAUUCUCUUCCAUCUCAGUCAUCCAGAACCCGUCCAAAGAGAGCUGUGGGCAAAAAGCCAAAGUAUACAGCAAGCAGUGACUCAGAGCCUGAAGAGCAGGACAUACAAAUAAUGGAAACCAAAGUGCAAAAAACGCAUCCAGCAACAAGAAAGAGAAGAAAAGCUUCUUGUGAUAUUCAAGAGGAUAAAGCAUUUGCUUCUGCUCUUGAGGAACCAGCUAUUUCUUCAAAAAAGACAAAGAAAAAAGGUGUUGUUACUAUACAGCAUAAGAAAAAUGAAGGUGGAGAGACACUUGGGACAACACUGAUCAUUUGUCCACUUUCUGUCCUAAGUAACUGGAUUGAUCAGUUUGAACAACAUGUGGAUCCAGGUGUUCACUUGAACCUUUAUGUUUACUAUGGCUCGGAACGCAGCAAAGAUCCUGCGGUACUUUCAAGACAGGAUGUCGUAUUAACAACUUACAACGUUUUAGCUAGUGACUAUGGAGCCAGAGGUCAUAGUCCUUUACACAAAUUAAAAUGGCUGAGAGUGGUUUUGGAUGAAGGACACACAAUACGAAAUCCAAAUGCUCAACAGACAAAAGCUGUACUGGACCUAGAUGCACAAAGAAAAUGGAUUUUGACAGGCACACCUAUUCAGAAUUCCUUAAAGGAUUUGUGGUCUCUUCUUUCCUUUUUAAAGCUGAAGCCUUUUACAGAUAGAGACUGGUGGAACAGAACAAUCCAGCGUCCUGUAACUAUGGGAGAUGAAGGAGGGCUUAAGCGUUUACAAUCCCUAAUUAACAGCAUUACACUUCGAAGAACUAAAACAAGCAAAGUUAAAGGGAAGCCAGUUUUGAAGCUCCCGGAGCGCAAAGUAUUCAUUCAGCAUAUUACACUUACAGAUGAAGAGAGCCACAUGUAUCAUUCUAUGAAAAACGAGAGCAUUGCUGCUAUUAGCAGGUAUUUCAAAGAAGGAAGUGUCUUGACCCACUAUGCAGAUGUUCUUGGUGUGUUGCUCAGGUUGAGACAGUUGUGUUGUCAUCCAUGGCUCUGUACAAGUGUGUCCUCAUCCAGCGGUACAGAAGAUAAAUGUACCCCUGAAGAAUUGCGUAAGAAAUUAAUAGAAAAAAUGAAGUUAGUGCUAAGCUCUGGAUCAGAUGAAGAAUGUGCCAUUUGCUUAGAGUCCCUGAACUUUCCUGUGAUAACACACUGUGCCCAUGUGUUCUGUAAACCAUGUAUCUGUGAAGUCAUCCAGAGAGAGAAGACAAACGCCAAAUGUCCUCUUUGCAGGAAAGUGGUUGGAUUAGAAAAUUUAGUAGAAUGUCCUUCAGAGGAACUGGAUAGUGAAAAAAAGCCUGGCCAAGAAUGGGUAUCUAGUUCAAAGGUCAAUGCCUUGAUGCAUGCCUUGAUAAAACUAAGGAAGCAAAAUCCUACUAUUAAGAGUUUAAUAGUUUCUCAGUUCACAAAGUUCCUGACUCUAAUAGAGAUUCCACUAAAGGAAUCUGGGUUUGCUUUUGCUCGUUUGGAUGGGUCUAUGACACGGAAACAAAGAGUACAGGCAAUCCAGCAGUUCCAAAGUAAUGAAGAAGGGUCCCCAACUAUAAUGCUGUUAUCUCUAAAAGCUGGUGGUGUUGGUUUGAAUCUCACAGCAGCUUCACAAGUAUUUUUAAUGGAUCCAGCUUGGAAUCCUGCUGCAGAGGACCAGUGCUUUGACAGAUGUCACAGACUUGGGCAGAAGCAGGAUGUUGUCAUCACCAAGUUCAUUGUGAAGAACUCGGUGGAGGAAAACAUGCUGAAAAUCCAGGAGAAGAAGAAAGAACUUGCGACUGGAGCCUUUGGAAGCAAGAAACCUUCUAGUGAAACAAAAAUUAACGAAAUCAAGACUUUGAUGGAUUUAUAACUUGAGAUGUUAGGCCCAGCUAAUUUACAGCUGACCUGAAUGUUACUUGUUCAGUGUGUACAUAGCUUUAUAAUUACUCUGUUAAAUCAUCAUUGGCAUAAGAUGUGCCAUGUAACAAGCAGACUGAUGCAGUUAUUAUUAUUAUUAUUAUUAUUAUUAUUAUUAUUAUUGGCUGCAUUCCUAAGGCAUGGUGGCUCUCAAUUUUAGGACAGAUGAGAACUUUAAUUACUCUCAUUUUUCUGUCUAUCCAUACUUCCCUCCUGGCCACCAUUUCCCUGGGAAAUAAAAGAAAGAUUUUUGUUAGCUCCUCAGGUGGAGCCCCCCCAGGUUGUGUCUCCUCCCCCCCCCCCCGCCAGUGUUGGGGGACUGGGUAGGAGCAGGAUUCUUUGGAUCCAAGCCUCUCCUGGAAUGUCCAAAAAUCUUCCUGAUAUGAUAUCCCCACUUCAGGUAUUAUUGGCAUCAGAACUGACAUUGGCAGGGCCAUAGCCACAGACGUUUUUGCAGCAGUGGUUGUGGGGGACCAACAGCAGAUCUCCUUUGCUGAAGUAUUGGGGGAGAUCCAAUGUAUCCUAUAUUCCUUAGGACUGCAGACAUAGGAUUUAAGGUGGUGGCUAUCCUGAACAUCAGGACUUCAAAACGUAGUUAUCAACAUGUUGUUUAAAUGCACUGAUGCCCUUUUAUCAAAUUUUCUUGAAUUGUGUUUAGUGUACGAAGGGCACGUAUUACUCAUAACAAAGAAUACUAUGCUUUAAAGUAGAGUUAAAUGAGUCACCUAGCAGUGUCAUAUUUUAUUUGUGUGUUGGGCAGAUUGACAAUGACCAACAUGCUUUUGCUCUGGGGCGAAUGCCAGUUAGAUAACCUAGUUCAUGUGCUCCUGUAACUGUCUACAUCAGUAGAAAAGGAUUGUAAAAUGAGGAUGUGUAUGACCAGAAUUAAGUUCCUUCCUUUUUUUGUGCUACACUAUAGCCAAACAAUCUUAACUCCUAAAAGUAAAAUAUUUUAUUUAAGUUACAGCUUCACAAUUUUUAGUUAAUUGCAAACUCUUAAUUUUACAGUGAUAUGACUUAAAACGCUCUAUAGAUUGUUGUCUACUAUAUACUGCAUUUUCUACUAUCUUGUACAGCUAGAAUCAGGAUUUAGGAAAUCAUGUUUACUGAAAACAAGUAAACUUCAGAAAUCAUAGUUACUGAAAACAAGUAAACAUUUGUCUGAGUUGUUACUCUGCUUCCAUUCCCUUGCUGCAAAGUCAUUCAAGAAAUAGCAUCGAUUGAAAUAGUAAAACCUCAGUAAUUUGGUGGAAGUUUUAUUUCUAGGUAAAUAAAAUUGUGGCUUAUGCAAACUCAUGCCUAUAAUCAUUAACAUUUUUAACGCUUUUUGAUUAUCUGCACAGUAUGACCUGUAAACAGCAACUGAGGCAUAAGCUCCUGGCAGAUCUUGUAAAAAUGCACAAGAAGAAUCGAUAACAAGCUUUAUAUCCAUGAGCUUCUCACCCAUCGCCUAGCUUAUCUGCUAAUCAGAAAUCAAAAUCUCCGGUGCUGAUAGCAUUCCCCUGCUGUCCCCAUUUUAUGCUGGCCACUCUUAGCAAGUAGUUAAAACUAGUGGAACACGGAAAAAAACACAUUGAGAUGUGGCGUACUCCUGUACAGCAUUCUGUAACCAGCAAGCCACUCACUUCCUCUCAUCAUUGUGCCAUUUGAGAUUUUCCCAUCCCUUCAUUUUUUCUUAAAGCUUUGUUUGUUUGUUUGGCUUUGUAAGGAUUAGCAUGUAGAAAUUUGAUGGAUGAGUGCUAAGUGCACAAAGGGUAACAUGAACUAAGAGUGGGUAACUUUCCCCUGUUUUUCCUGUAGCAUCUUAACAAGACAGGAACACAAUUUUCCCUUGAUAGUACAUCAGGCGGGUUAUCAUCACUGGACCACAGCUCCUGUAAUCCUUGACCAUUGGCCAUACUGGGUGGAGAAGAUGGGAGCUGGAGAUCAGCAUAUCUAUAGCUUCCUUGCCCUUGCUGAGAUAUUAAAUUAUGAUGGCAGUUGUUUAUUGUGGCAGUCUUCUAUGGACACCACAGAAAUGGGGAAAUCCAACACUGCUAGUGGGAUGUGCAUCCAACAAGUAGCCAAAACAUUUAAGACCUUAAUUCGUUCCGGAGGUACGUUCUUAACCUGAAACUGUUCUUAACCUGAAGCACCACUUUAGCUAAUGGGGCCUCCUACUGCCGCCGCGCUGCUAAAGCACGAUUUCUGUUCUCAUCCUGAAGGAAAGUUCUUAACCUGAGGUACUAUUUCUGGGUUAGCGGAGUUUGUAACCUGAAGCAUUUGUAACCUGAGGUAUAAAAGAGCAAAAUAAUUUAGUGUUGUCAUAGUGACAUGGCUCACCUCCCCUACUCCUGAAUUUACUGAGUGGCCUCAGGUAAGUUGGGGGAACUUUUUGGCCCAAUAGACCAGAACUUUUGAAUUCGUCACUUUUACAACUUGUCUAGUCUACCACAGAGGCAAUGCUAGUUACAGACCUGGUGAAAUACAACCCUUGUCUGGCGAUUGGAUAUUACAAAUCUGUAGGUCUCAUUCAAUUUGCUCUGUCUAAGCCAGGCAUAGGCAACCUUGGCCUUCCAGGUGUUUUGAGACUACAAUUCCUAUCAUCCUUGACCACUGGUCCUGUUAGCUAGGGAUCAUGGGAGUUGUAGGCCAAAAACAUCUGGAGGGAUGGUCUAAGCUUUCAUUUAAAAAGCAU